AGAGAGCGCCCUGCUUUGAAUUCUGUGCACAGACAUCCGGAACUUUCUGGCUGUUUGCUCCUCUCUCUGGCCGAAGAGCGCGCUGUCCUGAGGAUUCGCACAUCUCAGUGUGGCUCUGGUGUCAGUCGGUGCUUUCAAUGUCCUGCACUUUUAUUGUCCCGUCGGGAGCCCUUAAUCCUUAGCACAGUUUGGGAGGGCGGGAGAGCAGCGGGAGCCGGCAGAGCCCGGCUCGGUUCGGGGCAUUGUGGCAUCACCUGCGCGUCCGUGGCAACCGUGGAAUUCCCGCUGCGGCUCCGCGUUUGUCGCAGCUGGUCCCAGCCCUGCAGUUCCUGCGGUGCCGGAGCCGCUGCCCUCCGACCGUCCAGCUCGUCGUGCUGGAGGAGGAGCAGCAUCGCCACCGCUCCAGGCACCGCCGGCAGCCUGUCCGUUUAUAGACUUUGAAAGCUGUAUUUUCACCACCAUGAGCUCACAGACUUCAGUCAACAUCUCUUCUGGGGAAGCUAAUCGAUCAGGCAGUGAUAUACAAGGACCUCCUCAAGACAGAAAUCAACCAGAAAUGGACACCAUUGAAAAUUUGAGAAAGAAACUCCAGGCACUUGAGAAAAAAUACUUGGAUUUAACCAGUCAACACAAUCAAGAUAUGUCACACUAUGAAAAAGAUUUAAUGAAAUUAAGGUUAGAACUGGAGAGAGGAGAGGCUCUUCGUCGAGUUCUGGAGAGUGAAAUGUCCUUUGCUAGAAAAGACGCUCAGGUGCAGAUGUAUUCUGCAGAGGAUGAGAUAUGUGAGGCAAAAGCCAAGCUUUUGGAACUGCAAGAAUCCUUUCAGCCUCCAUUUGUACCUCAAGGAAUCAGUUCACCUCGUGCUCCUGCUCGUCAUGUACACUGGGGACAGCCUACACACAUAACUUAUUAUUUGUCAGAAAGUGGCACACCCUCUGGUAGAGCAUCCUACGGAAUCUCCUCUUCGACUGGAAGCGACACAACCACUGAUUCUGUUCCAAGUUUCUUCAUACCCCGGGGAGUCAGUACUCCUGUUGCUCCUGCUCCUGAUGCAUGUUGGAGAGAGCUUAGUGAUGAAGUCUUUACCUCUGGGAGAGAGCUUAGUGAUGAAGUUUUUACCAGCGGGGCAGAAAGUGAGUUUGACCCGAGUUACAGCCGACAUUUCGGACCGCUGCAACCUGCAACCAACGAAACCACAGAUUUGAUGCACUACAGAAAAAGCGACUCUGACUUAUAUGACGUUCUCUGGAUAACUCAUGAACCAAGUCUGCUUAAAAUCCCCCUCCCCAGUGGCAGGAGUGGCAAGACUUACAGCUUGCAACAACCAACAACGACCACGUAUGUCCAAGUUUGCCCAAGUGGAAUCGAAACUAUCUCAUGGCUGGAUGAUUCCUCCCGUAUUAGGCCGUUAAGUACUUUCACCAUGUCCACUCCCUCCUGGGAAAGGAUUAGAGCUCCAGUUGGUGCUCCAGUUCAUCCUCCUGCUCCAGUUAAUGCAUCCUUCAGGGGCAGACAACGCAGAGCCCAUUCUUUGCCUCCAUUCAAAUCUGUCAGCCAGGAUAAGUCAUCCAACCCCAGAAGUACUCAGGACAUUUAAUUGUCGGAGUCUUGGCUGUGACAGUUUUCCUAAGGAAUAUCUCAGCUUCAGAAGGGAAAAAGUCCUAGAAAUUAAAAAAGAGCUAAUUAAAGUACAGCUUUACCUACCUUUGUAUUGU
Molecule: messenger RNA, 1715 nt
Organism: Oenanthe melanoleuca
Lineage: Eukaryota; Metazoa; Chordata; Aves; Passeriformes; Muscicapidae
Exons: 8
Coding region: 461-1597 (378 amino acids)
Source: RefSeq, a predicted model, not a curated record